AUGGCCAUCGGGGGCGUGAAGUUCGGCGGCAGCACCACCGCCACCGCGCAGGCCGCGAUCUUCACCAAACUUUCCCCCGCCGGGACCUCUUUUAAGGCCGCGGCGGCGGCGUCGUGGCCGAAAGGCCAGGCCAUCGCCGUCGACUUCCUCUACGAGCCGCAGGCCAUCGGGGCGAUGACGGAGACGAUCAGCUUCAGCGCCCCUGCCGGGGAUGUCUUUCACUUCCCGAUCCUCGCGACCUGCACCCCGCCGCAGCGCCAGGGCCCGGUGCUGCUCCGCCCCGACGCCUCCACGACGAUCGCCUUCAAGAACGUCUUCCCCUACUUCCUCACGAUCUUCGUCUCGACGGAGCCUGGGGGGAACUUCAUUGUGAACAAAAAAACGGAUGUUAUCGCGCCGAAGAAGGUCGCGAAUUUGAUCGUCCAGUGCAAGAUGGAGGAGGGCGUGGAGACGUGCUUUGGGAAGAUGGUCAUUGCGUGCACCCCGCCCGGGGUGGCGGAGCCGAUCGAGUGGGUUUACUACCUCGAGGGCCGCCGCGCCGAGGGCGUCAACGCCUCCCGACGCUCCAUCGUCGGGCGUAAAAAGUAG
Molecule: messenger RNA, 588 nt
Organism: Phytomonas sp. Hart1
Lineage: Eukaryota; Euglenozoa; Kinetoplastea; Trypanosomatida; Trypanosomatidae
Source: the annotation of a GenBank genome assembly